AUGGAAACCAGGUUCCAUUGUGUGCUCCUUUUAUUCUCUUUUGGUGUGGUCUUGCCCAUGCAAAGACCCGAGUAUCACUCAGAUCAGGACAGCAGCCCAGCGCCAAGGAACAUUUCCCCUCAUCCUGGCGGCAGGUUCCCUCUGUACAUGAUGCAGCUGUAUCGCUCCUUUCGGGCGGCAGAUGCCUCGUCAUCAGUAGCUGUCAACACUUUAGUUGACAGUCGGCCGGCACGAGAGUCAGACUCCAUCCUCAGUCUCAUGGCAAAUGGUUGCCAUCAAGUGGGUGACAGAUGGACCGUUGCAUUUGACAUGUCGUCGAUCUCGACUAGUCACAGGGUCCACCUGGCAGAGCUCCGCAUCCGACUUCCAGGUCUGUCCCCCUCCAAGAAGGCUGUCGUGGAUUUAUAUCACUCCAAAAAGUGUGAGCGAGAAGGUGCAUCAUGCCAGGAUGUGCACCUUCUUCUGGGAAGCCUCACCACAUCAGUCAGCAAGUCUUCGUGGAAAGUUUUGAAUGUGACCGGCCUUUUAAAGUACUGGCUUUACCAGGGAGACACAAUGUCAGUCCAGGAGGCCUCAGGAGGGCUUGACCCUGACCAUGGGAGUGGUUCUGGGGAUUAUGGAGAAAUACCCAGCAAGAUCCCCUUCAAGAAUCCAGGGAGACACAGAAAGUGGCCACCAACUACAAAUCGAGCAAUGAUGCUGAUCUUCUUCAAACAUGACACCCCCCAGGAGGAUCACUUGGCAUACAGCCUCAUACACACAGUAGAACACUCCAAGUACGUAACCAAGGAAAGAAGCAGUGGCGAGAGCCAAAGUCGGCGCCACAAAAGGAACAGGAUGGAGAGGGUGAGUGCGGUGGCUCACCCCGCACCUACUUCAACACCAUCACCUGAGGGUGUGCAGCAUCCACUGUGUCGCAAGGUGGACAUGUGGGUGGACUUUGACCACAUUGGUUGGGACGAGUGGAUUGUGCACCCUAAGCGCUUUAAUGCUUAUCGCUGCGAGGGGGAGUGUCCAACACCCCUGGACGAAAGCUUCCGCCCGACCAACCAUGCAUACAUGCAGAGCCUCCUGAAAUACCACCACCCAGAGAGGGUAAGCUGCCCUUCCUGUGUGCCCACACGCCUCAGCCCUCUGUCCAUGUUGUACUAUGACAAUGACGACCUGGCCCUACGUCAUCAUGAAGACAUGAUCGUUGAAGAGUGUGGCUGUCACUGA
Molecule: messenger RNA, 1218 nt
Organism: Doryrhamphus excisus (bluestripe pipefish)
Lineage: Eukaryota; Metazoa; Chordata; Actinopteri; Syngnathiformes; Syngnathidae
Gene: spaw
Product: southpaw
Cellular component (GO): extracellular region
Molecular function (GO): growth factor activity; cytokine activity
Source: RefSeq, a predicted model, not a curated record